Messenger RNA from Guillardia theta CCMP2712, 1261 nucleotides. RefSeq lists its product as hypothetical. The coding region runs from base 17 to 1261 and encodes 414 amino acids. NCBI's taxonomy places the organism in Eukaryota, Cryptophyceae, Pyrenomonadales, Geminigeraceae. The record is from RefSeq and is a predicted model, not a curated record. The transcript has 14 exons.
AUCUCGAACGCGAAAAAUGGCGAUGCGACUGUUGGUGCUAGGGGGCCUGACCAUGCUGCUCUGCACACUCUCCUCCUCCUCCCCUUCAUCUCAUCAUCUCCUCUCUCCACACAACUCGCUUCCUUCCUCCUCUCCUCUGCUGACGUCUACUCCGCCAUGUUUCGCUCCCUUUCCUGUCUUUCGGCAACUCCAUCAGCUUCGAAGCCGAUCAUCGCACUCUCCUCGCCCUCGACGGCCCUGUAUGAGCAGCAGCAGCUUCACUAUCCAUGAUAUGCAGACAGUUGACCUAGACCGCAUCUCCCCCUCCGACUUCCAGAGGUUGUACGAUCAGCCUGAUGGGCGGCCGGUGUUGUUGAAGAACGCGAUUGCGAUGAGGCAGGAAGAGCGAGAGAGCUGGUGCGAGGAGCUGGUGGGGGAGAUGGCGGGGAGCGAGAUCGAGUUCCAGAGGCGAUGCAAGGGAAGUACAAGCCUGGAGUAUGAAAGCUUCGAGGAUUUCAUCGACAUCGUAUUUGAUAGCAAGCACGAUGAUUAUUACUUCCUGUUCGACGAGAGUCUACUGGAAGACAAGGAGAGCCUGAGAAAACGUAUCUCGCUGCGGCAGGAUUUCUUCCCCGGGAACCUCUUCGAAUUGUUCCCCAAGUCGAUCAGGCCCAAGGAUUCUUGUCUUGUCAUCGGGGGAGUAGGUUCGAGGUCGACCCUCCACGCAGAUCCCUACGACUGGAUGGGAUGGAACUUUUGCCUGGAAGGGAGCAAGCUAUGGACGUUUCUACCUCCUUCCUUCUGCGGUGAAAGAGUCGCUGCUCGGGCUGAUCUAGAGCUCCUGAUCUCGUUGGAGGCAGACGACAAGUCUAGUUAUCGCCUCGAGCCCAACGCCUGGGAUGCAGAGGAUGAGCAGAUGACAAACUUCUCUCUUGCCGCUGGAUGGCAAUCAGACAACGAUCUGUACAGGGAAAUGUUUGCUACAGGUAUCGUCUGGAUGGAACAAAACUCCCAACAAAAUCUCAUCAACCUCGGACGUCUUGAAAUCCCCAGCAUCGCCAUCGCCUCGCAGUAUGCGAACCUGGCAGGAUUUGAUCGAGUCCUGAAUCAUAUGCUUGACUGGAGCAAGCUUCCAUCAGAAGAGCGUCCGAAGAUUCCACGAGGGAUGGAGGAGGACGAGGCAGCUCGGCUAGCAGAUGUCGUGCUGAGUCGUAUCAUGCAGCGCCAGCUCAACUUAUCGGAGGGAGAGGCGAAGAAGAAGAUCGAGCGUAUGAGAAAGUAG